Messenger RNA from Lodderomyces pseudojiufengensis, 1500 nucleotides. RefSeq lists its product as uncharacterized. The transcript has a single exon. The coding region runs from base 1 to 1500 and encodes 499 amino acids. The record is from RefSeq and is a predicted model, not a curated record. Lineage: Eukaryota; Fungi; Ascomycota; Pichiomycetes; Serinales; Debaryomycetaceae. Gene Ontology annotation, cellular component: membrane.
AUGGUCACAAGGAACAUUCAAAGGGUAUUCAUUUUGUUAUCAUGUACAUUUUUAGGUCUCAUAUGUGGAACAUUAUAUCUAUAUAGCUCAUAUUCACCACAAUUAGCCAAACAAUUGGGUUACACAGUUUCUGAAAGUUCUAAAAUUGCUCUUUUUGGAACUUUAGGUGCAAGUCUAUGUGGACCACUAUCUGGAUUUGUAGUAGACACAUUUGGUUAUACUUACUCAUUACUCAUUGGGGGAAUAUUAAUAAUAUCAGGAUAUAUUGGUAUAAAAUAUCAAUUUGAUCUGAAUUUGAGUUGCAUGAGUUUAACAUGUUUUUGGCUAUUUAACAUUGGAAGUGGUUCUACAUUUAUCAAUUCGGGUUGUUUGAAAUGUUGCGCAGUCGGGUUCCCAAGUAUUAGAGGUGUUGCAACUUCGUUACCAUUAGCAUUGUAUGGUUUAAGUGCCUUAUUUUACUCAGUUAUUGCAUCAGUAUUUUAUCCUGGAAAUAUCUCAGACUUUUUAGGAUUUUUGGGACGAUCAAUAACCAUUAUUUUCAUAAUAUGUUUACCAAGUGUUUACUUAGCUGAUAAGGAACAUAAGUUGAAGAAAGCUAUCAAUUUUAAGAAUAAGUUAGAGCAACCUGCUUCGGAUACCAUUGACGAAAAACAGUCGCCCAAUAAUGAACCCAAAUCUACUAUGGAGAUGUUUAAAAAUUACAAAUUUUGGUUGUUGUUUCUCAUAACUGGUUUAUUAGCAUCACUAGGUCAAAUGUAUAUAUAUUCAGUGGGAUAUAUAGUAAAAUCAUUAGUGACUUAUUCAAUUGCAACCAACCAACUACAAAUAGACCAUUCAUCUACCACUACUUCAUCAUUAUCAUCAGACACCUACUUAUCUCAAGACAAAAUUGAUUUAAUCGUCCAACAAGAACAACAAAUCCAGGUUGGUUUAAUUUCAAUUGCGAAUUGCAUUGGAAGAAUAGUAUCUGGUAUAUUGGGAGACAUAAUAUCACAAUCAUUUCAAAAACCAAGGUCUUGGUUGUUAUUCAUUCCAUCGAUAGGGUUAGCAAUGAAUCAAAUCUUAAAUCAUAUUAUAAAUAAUUAUUCCAGUUUGUCCAUAAAUUCUUUUCUCAUUGGCUUAAAUUACGGAUUUACUUUCUGUAUUAUGCCAAUUGUUAUCGGUGACUUAUUUGGGAUGAAGAAUUUUUCCUUGAAUUGGGGGAUCAUUAGUUUAUCACCAAUUAUACCUGCUUAUUUUUUCAUUAGUUAUUUUGGCAAAGAAUACGAUUUGAAUUCAAGUAAACUUACAGUAAUGAGUACAAACUCCACGAUAAAAUCUAGCAUUUGUUCAAUUGGUAAUAAAUGUUACAAUAAAGUUUUCCAAUUGACUUUUUUCGCUGGUAUCUUGUCAGUGGUGUUAAUUUUUAUAUUUAAUUUUGGACAUUUUAAAAGAAAGAAUAAUUUGCUAUCGCUACAAGACCUUAGAUCUAAUAACUUACAUGUCGAGAAACCAAAAUAA